CGGACCUGGGGGCGUCCCGGCCGGCCGAGCGGGGCUUAAGCAGCCGAAGGGGAGGCCCAAAGCCGCGGUCUGGGCGGUAGACUGUCCCUGAGCGGGGAGGCUCGAGGGCCCGAGGGGCGGGGGCGGGGCGGGGCCUGCGGAAGGAGGCUGCAUGUCCAGGCCGCGGCGGGUGGCUGCUCUGCUGGGACUCGGGCUGCUCCUGUCCAGGGCGGCGGGCGCGGGACACUGUCCGGCCCGGCUCUGGCCUCCGCCUCCCCGCGCCAUGCAGAGCGCCGCGCCGGGCCUGAAGUUCCUGGGGCAGAAGGAAGCCCAGGCCAUCGACCAGGAGCUCUUCCAGGAGUACGGAUUCAGUGUGGACCAGCUGAUGGAGCUGGCGGGCCUCAGCUGCGCCACGGCCGUUGCCAAGGCAUACCCAGCCAGCAGCUUCACCAGCAGCCAGCCAGCAGUGCUGAUCGUGUGCGGCCCUGGGAACAACGGCGGAGAUGGACUAGUUUGUGCCCGUCAUCUGAAAAUGUUUGGCUACCAGCCGACUCUCUAUUAUCCUAAGCGCCCCAACAAGCCGCUUUUUGAAGGUUUAACCACCCAGUGUAAGAAGAUGGAGAUCCCGUUCCUGACAGAGUUUCCCUCUGAAGCUGCCCUCAUCGACGAGGCCUACGGUCUGGUGGUGGAUGCCAUCUUUGGGUUCAGCUUCCAGGGCGCCGUGCGGGAGCCUUUUGGGGCCAUCCUGGGCACCUUGGAGAAGGUGACCAUCCCUGUGGUCAGCAUCGAUAUUCCUUCUGGCUGGGACGUGGAGAAGGGCAACCCUGGCGGGCUGCAGCCGGACAUGCUGAUCUCGCUCACGGCCCCCAAGGCGGCGGCCCGGCACUUCCAGGGGCGCUACCAUUUCCUGGGGGGCCGGUUUGUGCCCGAGGCCCUGCAGAAGAAGUACGCCCUCAACCUGCCGCCCUACCCAGAGACGGACUCGGUCCUGCGCCUCUCCUAGGGCCGGCCCAGCAGACCCACCUGCUGUGGGGGGCGGGGGCGGGCUGGAGGGGGCAACGCCCCUCCCCCCACCAUGGGCACGGAGUAGAGAUUUUGGUCCCAGAGCCAGCAAGAGCCUGGACUGGAUUGCAGCUCCUUGUUAGUGUCUCGAGGAGGCUUAGUGGACGCUUUAUAUAAAUUUUUGCCUUCCUUGAAUAAAACUAUGCCGGGGAAAACGCUCCUUCCGUCAUUUCUCAA
Messenger RNA from Notechis scutatus (mainland tiger snake), 1218 nucleotides. It is a transcript of the gene NAXE, whose product is annotated as NAD(P)HX epimerase. NCBI's taxonomy places the organism in Eukaryota, Metazoa, Chordata, Lepidosauria, Squamata, Elapidae. Gene Ontology annotation, molecular function: NAD(P)HX epimerase activity. The record is from RefSeq and is a predicted model, not a curated record. Gene Ontology annotation, cellular component: mitochondrion.